Molecule: messenger RNA, 818 nt
Organism: Adelges cooleyi (spruce gall adelgid)
Lineage: Eukaryota; Metazoa; Arthropoda; Insecta; Hemiptera; Adelgidae
Exons: 11
Coding region: 103-699 (198 amino acids)
Source: RefSeq, a predicted model, not a curated record
UUUCAAACUGAUAGUUUAAAAAGCCGAUCGUCAAAUUGAUCAUAUUGUAUUUUAAAUUUGUAUUGUUUCGAUAUUUUAAAAAAGUAACACAAUUCGACUGCAAUGAUUAUAAAAAUCAACUUUUUUUGUUUCUUAAUAUCAUUUGCCCUUCAAGAAGUUUUGGCAGUUACCUACGCGGAGUAUAAGAAAGAGGUGGCCAUCACCAACAGACACAUCGAGCUUGCAGGAGAUAGAUUGCCGGAUGUAAUUGGAAAUAUUAUAUUUCAAAUUACAGCGAUGGAAAAAAUUGCUCUUAUGUUAGCUGCACCAGAAAAUAUAAUAUCUUGCUGCCUAACAAAAUGCAAAAAUUACCAGAAAGCUAUGCAAAAUGAAAUACUUAAAGUCACGUCUCAGCCUGUGCCCGAUGCUGUAAACCUAAAUAUUAGUUGGUCACAACUUGGAGUUGAUAGAAGAUCAAGAGUUAAACUAGCUCUGCAAGCCAUAAUCGCAAGAUUUGAAUUAGAUGCAAUUUUUCGUAUAGCCGUCAAGAUGUGUCGUCUCAAAGGAUUGCUCUUGAGUAUACAAAAUCCCAAUGCAUAUAUUAAAAAAGUUAUACUUGACGAUGAUGGUAAAUGUGUCCUAACUGACAUAGACGAAAAUAUUUACAUACACAAUUCUGUUUGGGACCCAAGUAUGGAAAGUAUACUUCACUCAAGUUAAACGUAAGAAGUGUUUACUUGCAUCUCGGUUAUAAUAAAUCAGACCAAGCAAUUAUAAUAUGGAUAACUCAUUGAAAUUAUGAUCUACUAUUGUUAAUAUAUUGAAAUAACCAAAGCGAA